AUGAUCAGUGCUACGAAGCGCUGGUUCCGGCGCAAUCGCAAGGGCCUUGCGAUCGGAGCUGGCGUUAUCGGAGCGGGCUAUCUCGCUGGACAGUACCUGCUGUCCAAGAUCUUGGAGGCGCGAGAGCGCAUGAGCAGUGACCGCAUUGCCCGAGAGAACUUACGGCGACGCUUCGAGCAAAACCAGACCGACUGUACCUACACCGUCCUAGCCCUCUUACCGACUGCGGCAGAGGAUAUUCUCGAGGCACUGCCUGUGGAGGAGUUGACUAAGGAGCUACAGAAGAAACGUGCAGAGCGACUGGCUCGCCUCAACGCCGGGGAAGGGACAGGCUCGGAUCUGAGCUCAGUGUCGCCCAGUAUAACGGACGAUGAUCGGCGGAGCUUGUCUAGCUUCCAGAGCGAUGGGUUUGUCCGUACGAGUCAAUUAGGAGAAUCAACCUUUGAGGGUGGCGGCCCACCACGACCGAAGCGAAACAAGACUCAGCUCUGGAACGAGGUCAAGAUAACCUCCAUCACUAGAUCGGUUACCCUCAUUUACACCUUAUCCUUGCUGACCAUCUUCACCCGAAUCCAACUCAACCUUCUCGGCCGUCGAAACUACCUGUCCAGCGUGAUCUCCAUGGCUACGCCACCCGCAGAUGCAUCGACUAUCCGACUAGAGGACCACGAUGAUGACGAUCUCACGCAGACAUUGGGGAACGACUUUGAAACAAACCGGCGAUACCUUGCCUUCAGCUGGUGGCUGCUUCACCGGGGCUGGAAGCAGUUGAUGGACGAGGUGCAGGCCGCCGUGACGGAGGUCUUUGGCCCUCUGAAUCCCCGAGAAGACAUCUCGCUGGCUAAGCUGUCGGAAUUGACUCUGCAAGCCCGGAGGAAAAUAGAGGGCAAUACCGAGGAGGACAGGAAGUACGUUGCCGUUGCGCGGGAGGAGGAACAUCUGUUAGAGGAGUCCGGGGUCCUCGGGGUGACGGAACCCACAACGCCUCAGACAACAGCAUCGCUGCGCCAUCUCCUGGAUGAGACGGCCGAUCUGAUUGACUCUCCGACUUUCACUCGUGUGAUGUUACUUCUCAACAACGAAUGCUUUCAAACCAUGAUUGAUCAGUGCAAAGCAGACGCAUUCAAGUCAUCCUCGCAGGGGCCUGUUUCCGUUCCUCAGUCGUUCACAUCAGUUGCCACGGUUGUCCCGGUAGCUGACAUCUCGGACCCGAAAACAAAACUGGCGAAUGUAUUGGCCGUACUGGCCCGACAAGCCCACGUGAUUGGAAAUGGGACAGCUCCACCAAACUUGUAUCUAACAGCAAUAGAUCAGGGGGACCAGAUAGAAGCGCUUACGUCGGGCCUUCCUCCUCUCACCACAACCACGGAGCGCAAGCUUAUGGCCAAGAUUGAUUGGCACAUCGUUCCAUGUUUAUGUGUUUUGUACUUGCUUGCUUUCUUGGAUCGUGUGAACAUCAGCAAUGCGGCCGUACUCGGACUCCAGAAGGACCUCGAUAUUGUCAACGGCACAAAAUACAACACUGCGCUGACUAUAUUCUUCGUCCCCUACGUCAUUUUCGAGAUUCCGUCCAACAUCUUACUGAAAAUGUUGAAGCCCCAUGUAUGGUUGUCUAUGUGUAUGUUCAUGUUCGGCGUCGUCAUGAUCUGCCAAGGGCUGGUCUCGAACUGGGGUGGACUGAUGACUACACGCUGGUUCCUGGGGAUGUUUGAAACGGGCAUGUUCCCUGGGUGCUUUUAUCUUUUGGGUAUGUGGUAUAAGCGCAGUGAGGCGCAGAAGCGAUUCAGCUUCUUCUUCAGCUCUACUACGCUGGCAGGCGCGUUCGGUGGCUUGCUUGCAAGUGGACUAGGGAAGAUGGAUGGGAUUCGAGGGUAUGGAGGAUGGCGGUGGGUCUUCAUCAUCGAAGGCGUUAUCACAUCUGUAGUCGCUGUCAUCUGGUUUUUCGUGAUCCCAGGUUUCCCAGAGGAUGUCAAAUGGCUAAAUGAGGAAGAGCGGACAUACAUCCGAGCCAAGCUGGCUCAGGAUGUAGGAAAGGCCGGGGGUGAUGCUCAUAUGGGUUUGCGCGACGUAUUGUCUGUCUUUAAAGACUGUGAACAAGAUAUUUAUUGGCGGGUUUAUGUAUUUCGGCCAGGUUGUCACAGCAUAUGGCUAUGCUUAUUUCGCUCCUACUAUCAUCAAAACCUACGGCUAUGGAGCUCUUUUACAGCCAUCCAAACGCAGUUGUACUCGAUCCCACCAUGGGCGGCUGCAUUUGCAUUUUCGAUGAUUAUCGCCGCUCUCUCGGACCAAGCUAGACAUCGGUUUGCUUUCACUUUGUUUCCCAUGAUGGUUGCCAUGGCUGGAUAUGGAAUCCUGUUGAACAUACACGGACAGGCUCACCGGCACGUCCAGUACGGCGCGCUCUUCAUGGUCACCUGUGGCAGCUAUAGUGCGAUGCCAGUUAUUGUAUGCUGGUUUGCCAUGAACUUGGGAGGUCAUCGCCGACGCAGCGUGGGCACAGCAUGGCAGAUCGGAUUUGGUAACAUUGGAGGGAUCAUCUCCACGUAUUCGUUCCUAGCCAAAGAUGCGCCUCUCUACCGGAAUGGUUACAUUAUCAGUCUGUCGUUCCUUUGCUUCUCCGCUGCCUGCUGCAUUGCGUACUUUGUGGCUAUCUGGGCUGAGAACAAGCGACGGGACCGAGCCAUGACCAAUGGGGCGCCAGCGGAGCUUCGAGGUGAGGAAGAAGAGGUCCUGGGAGAUCUGGCGGUGACCUACCGCUAUGCGUACUAG
Messenger RNA from Aspergillus sclerotioniger CBS 115572, 2769 nucleotides. RefSeq names its product MFS transporter. Lineage: Eukaryota; Fungi; Ascomycota; Eurotiomycetes; Eurotiales; Aspergillaceae. The transcript is spliced from 13 exons. Gene Ontology annotation, cellular component: peroxisomal membrane; plasma membrane. Gene Ontology annotation, biological process: peroxisome organization; transmembrane transport. The record is from RefSeq and is a predicted model, not a curated record. Bases 1 to 2769 code for a protein of 922 amino acids. Gene Ontology annotation, molecular function: transmembrane transporter activity.